Medicago truncatula (barrel medic) is the source of this 2595-nucleotide messenger RNA. RefSeq lists its product as uncharacterized. The coding region runs from base 1 to 2595 and encodes 864 amino acids. The transcript has a single exon. Lineage: Eukaryota; Viridiplantae; Streptophyta; Magnoliopsida; Fabales; Fabaceae. The record is from RefSeq and is a predicted model, not a curated record.
AUGGCACGAACCAAAACAACUUGUCCACCAUCUGAAGAUGAUUCAACACCCAUUGAUCAAUCUGAAUCAUCAUUCCAAACCGCUGUUGAUGAAUCAAACUCAUCCCCUCUGAACGAAACUCCUGUUCAUACCGUACUCCCUGAUGAAAUUAUCCCAAUCACCAAAACCACUAAACCAUCCAAUCCAAAGAAAGCUAUCAAACCUAAGGCAACAAGAAAAUCCUCAAGACUUAGGUCUGGAUCCUCAACUUCCAAAACCAAAACAAUUUCUCAUAUUGACCUCACAGACUCAUUAGAAAAAGAUGAUGGUGAUGAAACUCUCUCUGAGUUCAUAAAAACUUCAAAGGCUGAGUCUAAGAAGAAGAAAGGAAAGACUCAAGUGAUUGAAACCCCUCCUGCAUCUGAAACUUCUGAGAAGGACUCAUCAGAAGAGGAAGAAGAGAAAGAAACAACUCCACCCAAGAAGCAUGGCAAGGGAAAAGAUGUCAAACUUAUUGCAUCUUUAAGGAAAGCUGAGAAGGAAGCUAAACAAUCUCAGAGACCAGUGAGCAAAGCAAAAUACUUUGACUUUGCAGAUCUAAAGAAGAAAAACUGGAAUCUACGAGAAUACACUGAUUCUCAGGAUUGGUCUUGUUUUGUGUCACUUCAAGAUCUCACCUUUGAGAAUCUGGUGAGAGAGUUCUACAGCUCAAUGAAAAUCAAAGAAAAGAAGAAAGAAAAGAUCCUCAUCUCCACUGUCAAAGGCGUUGAAAUCAAAAUCACCAAGGAUUUUCUUUCAAAAGCUUUAAGAAUUCCAAAUGAAGGUAAUGAACUUUUCUUUCCUUCCUGGUUUCAUGAGAUGAAAGUCAGUCGUAACAAACUCAUAGUUGAGUACACCAAACCUGACCUCCCUUUCAAUUCCACAAAUCUGAAAGAUGUUCCUAAAAUCCUUCACAAUAUGAUUAGACACACUCUGCUUCCUAGAAGUGGCACUUUUGAAGUAGUCACUGAUACAGAUUUGUGUAUCAUGUAUCAUAUGAUCACAAAGAAAAGGUUGAACCUCUGUUACAUCAUUCUUCAACACAUGACUGAUUCAUGUUUGAACCCCAAACAAUCAAAUGCUGCCCUUGCUUAUGGUAUGCAUAUCACUUCCAUACUAAGAUCUGCUAAGGUUAAUCUUGAAGGAGAAGACGGUGAUUACUCCUUCAUGAGAUUCACAUCAAAAACUCUAGCUCAACUCCACAUAACCACCUCCAGCAUGCCUACUCCUGUGUCUUCUCAAACAACUAGCUCUGUCAAAAGACACUCAGUUCAGAAUGUUAAGAAGCCAAGUAAGAAGAGAAAGCUUGAAAAAGUCAGGAAUCUUUCAAGCAUUCAAAGACAAGAGGAAGAAAACUCUCCUGAAAAAGAAGAGUCUGAUGAUGAAAUGGCUGAUUCCCCACCAAAGGAUGGUGAACCCUCUGAUAUAAAUCUUUUCCAAGAUAUUGCUGAAAAUGCAAAGGAAAUCCUUCAGCAAAAUGCAGAAGAUCAGAAUGUUGAAGAGUCUGAGAAAGAAGAAGAUGUUGCUGGUCAAGACAAGAUGCAAGAAGAAGAAGAAGAUGUCUCUCAGGAAACAGAAGAAGAACCAACUCAAGAUGAACCCCAAGUUGCUGCAAUCUCUGAAGAGGAACUUCAGAAUGUUGACUCAACUGCUGCUGCUGAAGUUCAGAAUGUUGAUACUCCUCCUACUGAACAACUUCAGAAAGUUAAUGAAGUUGAAGAAAAUACUGAGCAAACUGCUCAAGAAGUUGCUUAUGCUGUGGAAGAAGGAUCUCAGGAAAAUGAUCAAGACAUGCAAGAUGUGGCUGAAAUUCUUGUCUCUCAAAGAAUGAGUGAUGGACAUGAUGAAAUGGAGCCUCAAGAGUUUGAGCAAGCUGAAAAUCAAACUGGCUUUGAUCUAAAUGUGGAAGAUCCAAGCUCAGAUGUGAAUGUGUACCAAGAUGCACAGCCUGAAAACAAUGAGGAAGUGCUUCAGGAAGCUCACGAAAUGAUUCAGGAACUUCAAGAAAAUCCUGCAAUCACAGUUCAGAAUGUUCAGACAAAUGCAUCUGCUGAACCUAGCUUGCCUCAAGAGAAUGAGAUGUCAGCUGAUCCUAUUCCUCAAGCAUCAGGAUCACUUCCCUCUGAUGAAGUUCACCUCAUGGCUCAACAAACCCCUCAAAAUCAAAAUCUGAAUUUCUCCACUUCUACCAUGGAAUCAGAAGUUGGAAAAUUCUUUGUUUCUCCUCUGCUCACUCCAAGUGUAUUGCCUUCUCCAAUCACAAACAAAACCACUAGCAAGCUGCCUAACAUUCCUGACCUUUUUGAAUCUCUGGAUACGUUUGUUACCAAAGAUGGUCCUUCUAAGGACAAGGUUGAAACAUCUGCUCCUGCUCCCUCCACCAAAAUAUCCAAAGCUGAGAAAAUGGCUGCCAGGGCACUUAGGGUCUCCACCAAAACUCAUAAGAUUGCCUGCGUGCUAGCUAAGUGGACCAUUGAUGUUCAUGCUCCUGGUCUGGCUCUUGACCCUCCUAUUUUUGAAGAUCCUAGUGUAUUUGACUCUGAGCCCUCCUCUGACUCUGGGGAUUCCACCCCUUAG